AUAAAAGUAAGUGAACGCAAAAUGACAUCCGCAGUUAUCGCAUUUCUGUUCUUGGAAGAAGAAAGUUCCGAGAAGGUUAAAAGAAAAAUUUUGAGAGAUUGCGGCGAUCCACUUGAGCUGCCCGAGACAGCUUUCAUAGCAUAUUAUCGCCUAAACAAAGAGGUACUUGACACCAUUGAAGGGCACUUGACACGUUCGAAAGUUCCACCAGUGCUGCAGUUAGCAGCUUCGUUGCGAUUUUUAGCAGAAGGAUCCUGUCAAAGAUCAGUUGGGAACGAUUCUAGCAUAAGUGUAGCUAGGAGCGCGGUGUCAACGAUUUUAGAUGAUGUGCUUAAGGUAAUGGAGCGGUUCAUUUGCCCUCAGUGGGUGAAACUAGAAAUGGACUGCAUCGAAAAGCGCAUAUCAAGAGACUAUUUUUACUUAAAGUACAAAAUUCCCUCAAUAAUUGGUUGCAUCGACGGGACACACAUAAAAAUCAUUAAGCCCAGUAUUGACGAACAUUUAUUUUAUAAUCGAAAAUAAUUCAGUAUGAAUGCCCUGAUUGUAAG
This is a messenger RNA of Rhagoletis pomonella (apple maggot), 548 nucleotides long. RefSeq lists its product as uncharacterized. The coding region runs from base 22 to 522 and encodes 166 amino acids. The transcript is spliced from 2 exons. The record is from RefSeq and is a predicted model, not a curated record. Lineage: Eukaryota; Metazoa; Arthropoda; Insecta; Diptera; Tephritidae.